Vicia villosa (hairy vetch) is the source of this 627-nucleotide messenger RNA. RefSeq lists its product as uncharacterized. Bases 1 to 627 code for a protein of 208 amino acids. Lineage: Eukaryota; Viridiplantae; Streptophyta; Magnoliopsida; Fabales; Fabaceae. The transcript has a single exon. The record is from RefSeq and is a predicted model, not a curated record.
AUGGAAAAGGAUGGUGGUUCCAAAAAAUUCAAAGGCAAGUUCGACAAUAAUCAGGGCAAGAAGCCUUGGUUGAACCCCCAUAAGCAGCAGGUCGAAGAUAGGACUUUUGAAUCCUCAAAAGGGGGAGGAGGAAACUAUCGAAAGGACAAAGAAGAUAAAAAGUUAAAAGUGUGCAAUGCUAUAACUAUGAAAAUUGGGGUCACAUGUCCAAAAAUUAUUGGUAUAAGAAAGAUAAUGGAUCGACAAGAAGCAAAGACGAAGGAGCGAACCUUGCACGCCAAGAUUCAGAUGAUUCUGAAGGUAGUUUGGUGGUCAUGGCUACAAUUGCAGAUAACCAUGUCGAAUCUAAAAUGUGGUUUCUUGACUCAGGCGUGGUUGGCAGAUUUUGACAAGUCAAAGAAUAGCAACGUAAAACUUGAUGAUAAUAGAUCAUUGCAAGCAGAAGGUAUGGGCAACAUAGCUUUUCAGCUAAGCAAUGGAGCAAAAGCCAUGAUCAAAGAUGUGCUUUAUGUACCUGGAAUGAAGUUCAAAUUACUAAGUGUUGGACAACUGGUCGAAAGAGGUUUCUUAGUUGUCAUGAAAGAUGGAGUUUGUAAAUUGUUUGACACCAGAACAAUUUGGUCUUAA